ACACUAGCUCAGUGUUGGUCAUCAGGAUCCCAGUUCAACAGCGGUUACUCCCGCCAACUGUCAAUGUACGGCCUUCAUCAUCAUCACCAUCAGCACCGUGACUCGGGAACCACUCACUCUCUCCCUCUCUCUCAAACACACGCACAAAUCCCACUCGACAUUCGUCGAAUAUAUUCCGGAGCGAAUCGACGACCCGACCCCCGUCGAAGCGGUCGACCCACAGACAAGACGGAUAUAUUCGAGGCAGAUCCCGUAGGCGUCGAUUUGGGAAGUUGAAAUAAAAGGGGGAGGGGCAAUAUUCGGUUUUGAUCGACACACCAAAACAGAUAUUGUCCGUUGGUUCGUCGAGGGUUGGUUGGGCUGAGCUAUAGCUAGCUAUAACUACACCUACCUACCUACCUACCUAGCUGACUGACUGACCGGUCUGCGACAUGAGGAUGCACUGAUUCAGUUCCCUUGUCACCUCUCUGUCUGUCUCUUUCUCUCUCCCUCUUCUCUCUCUCUCUCCCUCCCUCUCUCCCUUUUCUCUCUCUCUCUCUCUCUCUCUCUCUCUCUCUCUCUCUCUCUCUCUCUCUCUCUCUCUCUCUCUCUCUCCUUCUGUUCAUACAUGACAGGACGUAAUGCCCGUGUUUGUGUACGUGUUGACCCAAGCCUGACCCCGGUCGAGAAUUUAUGGGAAGUGGACGCCGAUAGUUUUGGAAAACCCGAUUUUAUAAACCUGUCAUAAUUCGGGAAGAGGGAAAAUAUGUGUUUGUGUGUAUUAUCGACGAUGCCAUAUGCCGCCGUCGACUGCAACAUAUUCGCGCUAACGGAUUCGUAAACAAUCGGCGAAAUAAUAGAUUCGUGUGCAUUAAAUCGAAGGUUGGUCGUUUUGUGAGUGAAAUGUGGUGCUGGUUUUGUGACGUUCGAAAGAUUUGUGGAUUUUGUGGAAAGUGAAAGGCACUUGUGACAUGUUUUAACACUUUUCUUUUAAAUAAAGUGAGGAGGCAACUUGAAGUUCGAAAAGAGGGAAAAGCACCUGCGAACGCUUUCGAACACUGUUUAUAAAUGAAGAGCCAGGACAACUUAAAGUUUGAAAAAAGUGAAACUCAAAAUUCUGAACAGUUUUCAACACUUUUUAUUUAAAUACAGAGACGCAGCAGCAAUUUGGAGUUUGUAAAGUGACGAUCAUUUGCUAUCCACGGAGCAAAUGUGAACACUUAUUCAGCACUUUAUAAGCGCAGAGACACGACAACUUGAAGUUCGUAAAGUGACAAUAAUUUAAUACCAACGUCGCAAAAGUGAAAAGCUCUUGAACACUUUAUUCAUCAAGAGAGACGCGACAGCUUGAAGUCUGAAAAGUGACAAUCCUUCAAAAUCCAGUUGUGGACACUUUUGAACGCUUUCUUAAUACAGAGGUAGGACACGGAAGUGAAAUGCAAUUUUGAGCACUUUUUCGACACAGAGGCACUGUAAUUCGAAAUUUAUAAAGUGAAAAGCCAUUAAUAUCCAGGGCAAUAGAGUGAAAAACACUUCUGAACACUUUUCAACACCUAUUAUAAGAAAUACAGAAACACUUCAACUCAAAGUUCAAAAAGUGACAAUCACUUAAUAUCCACAGAACAAAAUUGAAAAGCACUUUCAAAUCAUUUUUAUACCUGAAGAGAGACGGCAACUUGAAGUUCGAAGACUGGCACUACUUUGAAACACUUAUUAGACACUUAAUUUUAAAUGCAAAGACACUGCCACUUGCAGUUCCACAAGUGACAAUCAUUAUUACCCACGAUUCAAAAGUGAAAACCACUUUUUGAACACUUUUCUGAAAUCAUUAUAAAAAAUACAGCAACACUGCAACUUGCAGCUCCAAAACUGAUCGCAACCCAACAUCACCUCAGGUUAAAGUUUCUCGAGAAAACAGCCGGUUUGUUUAAGUGGGAAUCUUAUACCUCCAAUAAAACGAAAUUCACCUCAGUUAAACCUUCCUCCUCACCGAAUAGAAAGUAAAAAAAAAAAAAAAAAAAAAUGCUUUCACCAUCCCACGCAACUUUUCUCCUCUUCGUCCUCUUCCUUCUCCCUAUCACAACCUCAGGAGUCUACGACGAUUCGGAUAAGCAAGUCGAGCUCCAAUCGGCCAUCAUGAUGAGCCAGCUGGCCCUGGUCCAACACUCCGAAAUUCUCGCGGAGAUCCUGAAUACAACGAGGACCCAGCAGUGUUCGUCGUGUUACGCCGAAGGAGUGUCGAACAGCCUGAAUUCCCUAAUGAGGCUAAAAGAAGCUGCUAUUGCCCUACUCGAGAGAGAGAGCCCUACUACUAAAAGGAACGGCUGCCCCUACCCUUACACGGAGGUCGUCUACGAGUGUUUCUACGCCCACCCGAAGAAGCUGGCGUGGCACCAGGCCAGGAGGGUAUGUCAGGGUAUGGGGGGCGACCUAGCGGAGCCCCAGAACGUCUACGCCUUGCAAACGUACUUGGCGGAAACUUUCGGUCCGAGUUACUUCUGGGUAGGAGGGAACAGCCUGGACUCCGGCGACGGCGCCUGGAGUUGGGUCUCGGGGCGUCCCAUAGACCCGGAGGAUUGGCUCUUCCUUCGGCCGGACAACCUCGGGGGGGACGAAAACUGCCUGGAGAUAGUCAUGUCGGACUACCCGAAGCUCUUCAACGACGAGACUUGCACCGUCGUCCAGAGAUUCAUCUGUCAGUACCGACAUGGCUGACUUCUUCGUCGUCAUCUUUUUCUCUCCUCUUCUUCUCUCCUCUUAGACCAGAACUCUUUUUUCAAGGUUUAACGACUGAAUUCUCCCUCUUAUUUCUCCUCUUAGACCAGAACUCAUGAAGAAGGUUUUAAAGACUGUAUUCAUUCGAAAUUGUGUUCUUCGGCCUAGUCACAAGACUAGUCUCAAGUUAAAGAUUUGUUGCUUCUUAGGCUGACUUUCUCUUCCUCUUAUGCGAGAACUCUUGAAGGUUCAGCUUCGGCAUUCAAUCGAAGUGGUGCUCUCUAGGCCUAGUCUGUCUCAAGCUAACGAUUUAUUUUGUGUUAAUCUACUUUUAUGGAGGCUUUCUCUCUCUCUCUCUCUCUCUCUCUCUCUCUCUCUCUCUCUCUCUCCAUCUUCCUCUUAGACGAGAACUCUUGAAGGUUCAGCUUCGGUAUUCAAUCGAAGUAGUGCUCUCUAGGCCUAGUCUCAAGCUAACGAUUUAUUUUUGCUUGUGUUAAUCUACUCUUAUGGAGGCCUCUCUCUCUCUCUCUCUCUCUCUCUCUCUCUCUCUCU
This is a messenger RNA of Macrobrachium nipponense, 3246 nucleotides long. Its product is annotated as perlucin-like. Lineage: Eukaryota; Metazoa; Arthropoda; Malacostraca; Decapoda; Palaemonidae. Bases 2002 to 2694 code for a protein of 230 amino acids. The record is from RefSeq and is a predicted model, not a curated record. The transcript has 4 exons. Gene Ontology annotation, molecular function: signaling receptor activity.